CUAAACCAAGACAUAAGAGUCGAUCAUGGAUCAUGCAAAACUUUUAUUUUUUCCCCCUCUGGGUCACCGAUCGGAGGGGAACAAAGCGCAGACAAGAAAACAGCUCUCUCUCUGACUCUUUCUUGGUUCAUUUAUCAAUGAUGGAGGACAAUUGGUUUUUGUUGCCAGUUGCUGAUGUUGAUGUUGACAAUGAUGAAGAGGGGGAUGAGGGAAUGGCCACCUCGAGGACUGAGCGCGCUGUACCAUGCCGGAGCAAUAACCCAUCCGUCGCUUUGCCUCGUCUCCCAGUUCAUGCAUCAAAAUCCGGUAUUGCAUUGGUCAUGGUCUCACGCCCGUUCCAAAGAAGCCAUUGUUGCGCCGCGGCAUGGGGUGGGGAGCCUCGGUUCAUUUUAUGCACACUCCAGCUCCUUCCAGUCCUUCUUCUCGCCAUCUCCUUCUCCUGCUGCACAGUCCUCGUCUCUAUCUUUGGAUAUCUCCCUGUCUAUCCCAACGCCUGUUGAACCUUUUGUGUUCGCGUCCACCGGCCUCGUGGCUCUCUAUCGCCAAUAAACAGCAUUUUCAAGGUAACAAACCAAUAAAACGAAAUGAAAAGCAGCCCAAAGCACACGACAGCCAUGCUAGUGAUAGUAUAUGGGGGAUGAGAGGAGGAACAUGGGUUUGGGCUAGUCUUGAGCUUGACCGAAAAAUAGAAAUGAGCUACAACCAAGAAGGACCAACGACAGCGAUGGGAAGUCGCAUGCUUUCAUGUACACUGCAGUCUAUUUUAAUGGCAUUCAUGCAGUACACUGGUCAGCAUGCCCUUCCAGGGACACGAGUCCUGUGUAGUCUAUACCAUGCAUAACCUAUAUGCCUAUGCC
Molecule: messenger RNA, 857 nt
Organism: Gamsiella multidivaricata
Lineage: Eukaryota; Fungi; Mortierellomycota; Mortierellomycetes; Mortierellales; Mortierellaceae
Exons: 2
Coding region: 365-841 (158 amino acids)
Source: RefSeq, a predicted model, not a curated record